GGGCGCGGGGGGCGGCGCGGCGGGGCCGGGGCCGCGGCAAAUAGUCCUUUGUUUACAUGGGCCGGGGCUGGCGGAGGCGGCGCCGCCGGGGGAGGGAGCGCUGCGCUCGCACCAGCUGUUUCCCGCCUUGAGACAGACACACGCCCGCACACACACACACACACACAGACACAGACACACGCGCACAUACACGCGCGCGCACACAGACACACACACAUACACGCGCGCACACGCACCCACACGGGCCGGGGCUCGGCUCGGCUCGGCUCAGAUCAGCUGCGCGCGGCGCGGCCGCCCCGCCGGGCCCCCGCCCGCCCGCCCGGCAUGGAGUACUUCAUGGUGCCCGCGCAGAAGAUGCCCUCGCUGCAGCACUUCAGGAAAUCCGAGAAGGAGGUGAUCGGCGGGCUCUGCAGCCUGGCUAACAUCCCAUUGACUCCAGAGACCCAGCGGGACCAGGAGCGGCGGAUACGCAGGGAGAUAGCGAACAGCAACGAGCGAAGGCGGAUGCAGAGCAUCAAUGCCGGCUUCCAGUCUCUGAAAACCCUCAUUCCGCACACAGAUGGGGAGAAGCUUAGUAAGGCGGCGAUUCUCCAGCAAACAGCUGAAUACAUUUUCUCACUGGAGCAGGAGAAGACUCGGUUACUGCAGCAGAACACACAGCUCAAGAGGUUCAUUCAGGAGUUCAGCGGCUCCUCCCCUAAGCGGCGGCGGGCAGAGGACAAGGAUGAGGGCAUCGGCUCGCCAGACAUCUGGGAGGAUGAGAAGGCAGAAGAUCUGCGCCGAGAAAUGAUUGAGCUCCGGCAGCAGCUAGACAAGGAGCGCUCAGUCCGCAUGAUGUUGGAAGAGCAGGUGCGGACCCUGGAGGCCCACAUGUACCCUGAGAAGUUGAAGGUGAUUGCCCAGCAAGUGCAGCUCCAGCAGCAGCAGGAACAGGUGAGGUUGCUGCACCAGGAGAAGCUGGAACGGGAGCAGCAGAUCCGAACUCAACUGCUGCCAGCACAUGGUCCCCCAGCACCCACCCAUCAUCCCACUGUGAUUGUACCAGCUCCUCCUCCUUCCCAUCACGUUACCGUGGUAACCAUGGGUCCAUCCUCUGUAAUCAACACGGUCUCUACAUCCAGGCAAAACCUGGAUACCAUUGUUCAGGCAAUCCAGCACAUUGAAGGGACACAGGAGAAGCAGCUGCUGGAGGAGGAGCAGAGGCGCGCGGUCAUUGUGACACCCGUCCGGGUGUGCCCGGAGCCCUCCAACUCCGACACUGCCUCUGACACAGAGGGUGAUGACAGUGACGCCAUGGAUCAGAGCAAGGAAGAUGUCUCGGGGGAGGGGGAACUGCCCUGACACCCCCCCCAGCCAACAGCUGGGAAUGGGGGAGGGGAGGGGAAUGUCAGAGAAUAUGCUGAAAUUUUUACAAAAUACAAUGAAAUUUGGGUCUCUUUUAUGACCUUUUCCAAUACUGUAAAUCAGAGCGCUAGAACCAGACAAACCGAAUGGUCACUCUUCAGUUCAAAGCAAAUGGGUGUGAGGGUGGGGGAGGGAGGUAGGGAGGAGGGGUGCAGUGCUAAUGGGUCGGCACUAAGGGGCAGUGUUAACUAGCAAAGGGCCAAAACUGGAACCCGGGAUCUGAGCCCAGAGGAACUGCUGAGGAUUUGGAUAAUGGGGCUCCUGGCUCCAGAUCACCCGUUGUUUUGUAAAACUGACCCCCUACCUACAGCGAGUCUCUCAAAACCAAACCAGCCUCGGUUUAAUCCACCACUGGUGUGGCCAAGUGAUCUCCAGCAUGGGGGCUUGGCAGCAUCCGUGGACCGGCCUGAGUAAUUGUUUCUGUUUGUUGAUAGUUUUUGUUAUUUUUAAAAAAAGGAGGAGAAAAAAAAAAAACCUUAAAGGGACACUGUUAGCUGAAGUCACACUGCGCACAGCGCAUAGUCUCCACCCCUUUUCUGAGCUCCCAGUCCAACUCGCAGGGAGUGGAGAGGAAAGUGUCAGGCUGCUCAGGCAGGAUGACAGUGUGCCUGGUGGGUGUGUAGUCAGUUUUGCUACUUUUGCAACCCCUUUGCCAGUUUCCCCAUGUUUGAACCCAGAUGGCAAUGGGAAGAGAGAGACUUUAGAAAGCCAAAGUGGGGGCUGGGGAUUGUAAAAGUAGCAGAGUGGUCAGGGGACCCAGGGGCAGGAGCACGCCCUCACUUUGAAAAGGAAACAUUGAUUUUUAAAUUUGGUCGUGUUCCUUUACUUUUAAAAUACAAAAAAUCCUGAUAAAUCCACAGCCAUCCCAGCCCCCACAGUGGGAGCUGUCCAACCCAACAAUAUCUGCUUCACAUUCUUUAUUUUCUCUUUUGUUUCUUCCUGUAAGCACUUAAUCCAUUGCGUGGGGUCUGACAGGUCAGAAGAACUCUUCUGUUUUGUGAUUGUGUUGCUUCCAUUUUUUUUGGUUGUUUUUUUUUUUUUUUUUUUUAAUUUCCCUGUCUCCCCUCCAUGCCCCUCCCUGUUUGGCUGUAGGUUUAGGCCAGUGUUGUGUAGAACCUUGUCGGUAUUUGGUAGGUUCCUCCCCAGCCGCAGAUGUCUCUGUUUCUUUCAUUUUUGUAUUUUUUUUGUUUUUGUUUUUUUACGAUUUUUCAGGUCUUUGUGUUCAUUGAGAAGCUAUUAUAUUUUGUUAAGAAAGUGGAAAAAAAAAUGAGGCUUGUGCCUUUGUAAAGAAACAAAAUAAAGUUUGUACUUUGUUUUUUAGAA
Molecule: messenger RNA, 2727 nt
Organism: Alligator mississippiensis (American alligator)
Lineage: Eukaryota; Metazoa; Chordata; Crocodylia; Alligatoridae
Gene: TFAP4
Product: transcription factor AP-4
Exons: 7
Coding region: 325-1341 (338 amino acids)
Biological process (GO): regulation of transcription by RNA polymerase II
Cellular component (GO): nucleus
Molecular function (GO): RNA polymerase II cis-regulatory region sequence-specific DNA binding; protein dimerization activity; DNA-binding transcription factor activity, RNA polymerase II-specific
Source: RefSeq, a predicted model, not a curated record